AUGGCAGAGUUUAAAAAUCAGGAAUUCUUUGGCGGAUCAAUUCGAGGUGUGGUACCCAAAAAUUGGAUCGAUGCCAGCACUCUCCGCGAGAUCCCAGACCAUCAAGAGCUGUUUCUCUCACCCAGCACACUCUCCAAUCUAAUUAUUGAAAUUAAUCAGCGCGUCUCGGCAGAAGAUGCGCUGAGCACCUUUGCUACCCUCAGCCAGCAGCAACCUACGCUAGCAGCAGAGGACAGUGCAGCCAGCGCAACACCCAAUUUCGUGGAUAAAGCCGCAGCGCUUUAUCAUCUAAAUGACCUCUGUGAUGAAGGCGACUCGAUGCAGGUGGUGACUCUGCCACAGCGCGUAUCUCCUGGUCGUUUAGCCGCAACGGCACCACCGGGUUCGCAAGUUACUAUGUACAAGGGUGUCGUUCUAUUCUUGAAUGCGCCUCGUCAACGGGGUGGGCAGUUUGCUCCUGUGUCGGCUACCAAUCAACCAACAAAACUCACGUGUCACUAUUUAAUUGUGAGGCUAGAGUCUCAGGAGACGGAUCUGUUGGUUUUCUCGAAUGUCCCUCAUGAGGAGUUUGAAAAGGCUGGGAAUGUGGCUGGAUUGAAUGGCGAGGAAACUGUGGCGGAGGACACUGUCAGUGCGUUGGUUGAGAAGAUAGAAAUUUGUGAUUGGGGUCUUUUCGUUUAG
This is a messenger RNA of Penicillium taxi, 681 nucleotides long. It is a transcript of the gene mog1, whose product is annotated as Ran GTPase-binding protein MOG1. The record is from RefSeq and is a predicted model, not a curated record. Gene Ontology annotation, molecular function: guanyl-nucleotide exchange factor activity; small GTPase binding. The transcript has 2 exons. NCBI's taxonomy places the organism in Eukaryota, Fungi, Ascomycota, Eurotiomycetes, Eurotiales, Aspergillaceae. Gene Ontology annotation, biological process: protein import into nucleus. Bases 1 to 681 code for a protein of 226 amino acids. Gene Ontology annotation, cellular component: nucleus.